Vespa crabro (European hornet) is the source of this 3174-nucleotide messenger RNA. Its product is annotated as ankyrin repeat and death domain-containing protein 1A-like. Gene Ontology annotation, biological process: signal transduction. NCBI's taxonomy places the organism in Eukaryota, Metazoa, Arthropoda, Insecta, Hymenoptera, Vespidae. The record is from RefSeq and is a predicted model, not a curated record. The coding region runs from base 535 to 2334 and encodes 599 amino acids. The transcript has 14 exons. Gene Ontology annotation, molecular function: protein binding.
AUGAUAAAUAAAAAAUGAAUGAACUGUUACGAUCUUGAUAGGAUCGUCAAACUUUAAGUGAAGACCAUAAAAAAAGGUUAUUUUUCUCUAGCAAAUUUGCUCUCGAAAUAGUGGGCGAAAAUACCACGUGGCAGCGCUGCCGUCGACCUGACAUUGCGGCUGGCUCGGGGGUGAAAUGGGGUUGAUUUGAUCAGUAGCAUGUUGCCCUUUGUAACGUGAACGUCGAUGUUCGCGUGCAUCAUGACGUGUCUAAAAAUACUACGUCAACGUAGCAUUCCUUUCUGGUGUUGUUUGUCAUCGUUGUUCUUUUUCUGCGGUUAAUUGAUCAUUAAUAAUUUGAAAUACAUUCGUCGAUUUUCGAAGAAUAAAUCAUCAUCGAAAAGGUUUUCCUACAUUUUUUGAAGAAAUUUUGUAACAUGAUCAAUCAUUAUUUCAUAUCGAGUCGAGAUAAUACGAAAAAUAUACGAGACAGAUACGAAAAAGGGUGUGUAAUAUUCACGAAGACAGUUCAAAGGUUUUCGAAGUGGAGGAUACAUGAAAAGAAUACUUUUAUGUCUGGCUAAUUCUUUUAUCGAAACCGACGUGAGAAAGAAAAUAAGAAAAGAAAUAACGAGAGAAACGAAGAAAAUGAUGGACAAAGGGGAAACACCGAAGGGGAAAAUUCCCACAUCUUUGAACAUUAGUGAGACGAUUGAAAACGAAGUUUUGAAUAAGAAAAUGGCGCAAAUACUCAAGAACGAUCUGCUAUUGCACGAAGCCGUGAUAAAGAAUGAAGCGGAGUCAGUCGCAAGGGUGCUGAAGGAAGAUGUCGACGUUGAUUCAAGAAAUAACUAUGGUCGUGCACCUAUUCAUUGGGCGGCUUCGAGAGGGAACACGGAGAUCAUCGAGAUGCUGAUUCAAGCAAAAUGUGACAUUGAAGCGAAAGAUAAGUACGGUAUGCGACCAUUGCAUAUGGCUGCAUGGUACGGACAUCAGGAUGCUGUGAAAGUUUUGAUCAAUGCUGGUGCUAAUGUUUCUGCAGUUAACAAGGAGAAAGAAAGUUGUUUUCUUUCUUUCUAUCUGUGUCUGUCACAGAAACAGUACACUUUACUAAUGUGUGGUGCUCGGGGCAACAAUGUCAAUGUCGUGCAAUAUCUUGCGGAAGCCGUGGAAUCGUUGAACGGAGAUGCAAUGGAUUACACUGGUGCAACUGCUCUACAUCAUGCAGCUGUCGCCGGCCAUCCUGGUGUAAUAUCGGCUAUAUGUAACAUUCCACGAAUAGAGUUGAAUGCAACGGAUAAGAUAGGACAAGCACCGAUACAUCGUGCUUGCUCGGAGGAACAUUUGGGAGCCGUGGCGGCUUUGGUUGACUUAGGAGCAAACGUAAACGCUCAAGACAAUGAAGGAAAUACACCGCUUCAUGUAGCAACACGAAUGAGGCAGAUUGAAAUGGUUCAACUUCUAUUGAAAGCUGGAGCAAACACCGAGUUGACUGAUCAGAUGGAUUUCACUCCGCUUCACCUAGCAGCGAGCCACGGUUGCAAGGGUAUCUUGGAUUUACUCAUACAAAAUGGUGCAACUUUGAACAAAGAGUGCAAGAACGGAAAUACUGCAUUACAUUUGGCGUGCCAAAAUAAUGAAGUGGACACGGUGGAAAUAUUGAUAAACAAAGGUGUUGACCUUAAUUUCUUGAACUUGAGAAUGCAAUCACCGAUACACAUUGCAGCCGAAAUGGGACACACUGAGAUAUGCGAACUAUUGCUCGCGUCAGGUGCAAAUAUAGAACAAAGAGAACAGAGUGGUCGAACACCACUUUAUAUCGCAGCAAGGGGUAGUUUCACAGCUAUCGUCGAUAUGAUCAUUAAAACUGCACGGUUGGAUUAUCCGACACCAGAAAAUUCAAAUUCGGAUAAGGAAGUUCGUGAAUUAACGCCAGCACGAAGACGUUGGAGAGAAGGUUCUCGAGGUGGAAGCGUGUGUAGUAAUAACAGUGCACUUACUGAAUCGAUUCGAUCAGUUUUAUGGAAGCUGGCAUAUAAACAAUUGGGACCAGAAGAUUGGAAGAAAUUAGCUCUACAUUGGGCCUUCAGUCAUGAGCAAAUUAAGGCUAUCGAACAUCAAUAUACUGUUGCGAACGUAGGUCCUUCGAGUUACAAGGAGCACGGAUUUCGGAUGCUGAUGAUUUGGACCUCGGGAUUAAAUUCGGAAGCACCAUUGGUAAAAGAAUUGUGCGAGGCUUUGCAAGCCAUUGAUAAGAAGAAUCUCGCUGAUUCCAUUCGAAAGCAAACAAAUCUGGAGAAUGAAGUGAAAUUGAAAUCGAACAAACAGAGUUGUCACGAAUGCUUGAUAGUAUGAAGAUCCUCCCUAUUCAAGAAAUUUCGUGAUUAUUUUAAUAUAAUGAUCGAAUAUUCUUACGUCCAUUCAUAUAUUGUUUGUAUAUCGAUCAAAUAUGUCGCACUUUUUACAAAACUUAUUAUUCACCGAAAAACAUAUAUAUAUAUAUAUAUUAUAUAAAUAUAUAAAUUUCAUAAUAUAUAUAUUAUAUAAAUAUAUAUAUAUCGACGAUAGAUCAUAAUUACUUGUUUCGCGAGAUGCGUUCAAUCUACCUUUAACCGGAAAGUUAAGAUUAUUAUUGAAUAUAUCAAUUAAGAAUUAAAUACUUACAUAAAUAAAAGUAAAAUAUAUAUAUAAUAUAUAUAUAAUCUAUGUAUAUAUUAUCUAUUAUGAUGGUCAGCGUCAUUUUUUUGAAACAUGAACAAUUUGCAAAAGAAAAGCAUAAAAAUACUUACCAUCAAAAAGUCUUCUUAGUUUCCUGAGUAUGCAUUUGUUAAGAUUUCACAAAUUUAUAUCGCAAAUUUAUCUUGCACGAUUCGUGGAUGAUAGUUACGGUAGUCACUUCGUCGGAAAAUAAAGUACAAACUGAAUGAUCGAAAUAAUAUAAUUAAAUCAAGGUCAAUAAGGAAAAGUUUCAAAAAGAAAGGAUAAUGAUAAAAAAUUUGCAUGAGAAAAAUUGAUUUCUAUUAAAAUGUGAACGUUUAUUAUUCAUAUUCAUCGUAUGGAAUAUAUUUACCUGUAUUACUUUACAGAAGAACGAAUCCAACCUUGCUUUUUCUUUCCCAUUAUUUAUAACAAAAUAAUAAUAAUAAUAAUAAAAUAAAAAUAAUAAUAAUAAUAAAAAUAAAAAAAUAAUAAAAA